UUCGGGGUUGACAAUCCUAAAACCUUCCCUGAAGCAGACCACCUCACCGACUCAUCUUGGACUGCUGUUUCCGUAGAUUGAUGACUUCACCAGUGAAUGAAACAACGCAGAGAAUGAUUCAAGACUAUACAGAAACGCGCCAAACGAUCUAUGUUGGGAUCGUAGGUUUCACCAUAUUGGUCUGGGACCAUCUUGUCACCAGCGGAGAUGAGAUCGAAUUUAUCUGGAAAGGCCGUAAGGGGAUCCUUGUAUACUUGUUUCUACUGAACCGAUAUCUUACUCCUCUCGGCUUCCUCAUUAAUCUGGUUGCAUACAACCUCCCUUCAUGGGGCUACACAAGUUGCCAGCAUUUUGUCCGAUUCGAAGGGGCUAUGACAGCUAUAGGGAUCGAGAUAGUCGGGCUAAUGAUGCUGAUACGGGUCAUUGCAAUGUAUAGACAUCAACGGCCUGCCAUUGUGCUGGCGAUAUUACUACUGUUAGCAUGGAUUGCAGUGACUGCAUGGCUAUUGAGUAAUGGUGGACCUGUUAUUCACGCAGACAACGUUCACUCUUGCACCAUGGUGUUCCAUUCUGGCAGUAUUGCUUCGGCUUCAGCUUGGUUGCCUCUCCUCUACGACACGUAUGUCUUUGGGUUGACAUUGCACCGCACGUAUCCUUCGAUUCGCAAUAAAGAAGCAGGCCAUGUUAUUCGUACUCUCCUCGCAGACGGAUUGCUGUAUUACAGCGUCAUCUGCGCUGUAAAUCUGGUGUUGACAAUCAUGAUAAUUAGAGCUCAAGAGGGGGUAAAGAAUAUCGCCGCACAGCUCGAACUUCUCCUCACCGUGACAAUGAUGUCAAGGAUCACUCUAAACCUCAAGAAGGAAGCGUAUUACGGACCUAGUCGCCUUCACUUGCAAGCGGAAAGUAUUAUCGUGUCUACAUGUAAUCGUAUCAUAUCAACACCCUCAGGAGAAGUCAUCGCUCUCAGCCGAUUGCGAUCACACUCUGUCCCCUCCGAGGCGCGCUUUGGGUUGAGCACCCGUGCGCGAUCUGGCUCGACAAGCUCUCUUGCUCCCCCUGUGCGGACCAUCACUUUCGCAGAGAAUCCAACAAUCUACGAUACCAAAAUCUUAGAUGUCGAAAGUCCCAUGGGUGGCAGCCCAGUUAUCGAGCAUGCCGAUUGGCCUUCAGCCUCAAAUUCCAACAAGUGGAAUACUGCUGAUAUUGUAUGAUCUAAACCGUAUUACUACUCUCCUUAAUCUGUAAUGUGUGUAUUAUUUUAGAUGGGCAGAAUACCUGAUCAAUGACUGCUAAUUGUGUACUGAUCUUGGUCGUCGCAUGGUUUUGUGAGUGUAAUAAUGUAGAUUAGACAGGAAGGUGUGG
This is a messenger RNA of Suillus subalutaceus, 1362 nucleotides long. RefSeq lists its product as uncharacterized. The coding region runs from base 81 to 1211 and encodes 376 amino acids. Lineage: Eukaryota; Fungi; Basidiomycota; Agaricomycetes; Boletales; Suillaceae. The record is from RefSeq and is a predicted model, not a curated record. The transcript has 16 exons.